Molecule: messenger RNA, 9182 nt
Organism: Hypanus sabinus (Atlantic stingray)
Lineage: Eukaryota; Metazoa; Chordata; Chondrichthyes; Myliobatiformes; Dasyatidae
Product: teneurin-1-like
Exons: 29
Coding region: 1-8151 (2716 amino acids)
Biological process (GO): neuron development; signal transduction; heterophilic cell-cell adhesion
Cellular component (GO): neuron projection; membrane
Molecular function (GO): protein homodimerization activity; protein heterodimerization activity; cell adhesion molecule binding
Source: RefSeq, a predicted model, not a curated record
AUGGAUCAAAUGGAUUGUAAACCUUACCAGCCACUGCCUAAAGUUCGUUGCGAGAUGGAAUUAGCAUACACAAGUUCUUCAGAUGAAAGUGAAGAUGGAAGAAGCCCCCACAAAUCUCUUGACUCCAGAGAAACACUUCAUGAAUACAAUAAUGAGCUGAGGAUGAAUUACAACUGUCAUAAGAAAGAUAUCAUGCAAACAGUUGAAGAAUCCAGACAAGCAAUGGAAUUCUGCGAAGCUCCAUCAGUGUUGUGUGGUGGGUAUCAGACAGAUCUAUGUGAUCCUUCCCAACACGGAUACCCUAUGAUAGUGGGAUCUGAUGUCGACACUGAAACAGAAGGAGCUGCAUCUCCAGAACAUACUUUACGAUUGUGGAUGCGAGAGAUCAAAUCUGAACAUAGCUCCUGUCUGUCAAGCCGUGCAAAUUCAAUGCUUUCCCUCACUGACACCGAACAGGAAAGGAAGUCUGAUGCAGAAAAUGAAUUGCCUGCUGGUUCUCACAGCAAAUUCACAUUCAGACCCCUACCGCCACCACCUCCGCCUCCACAUGGUUGCACUUGCAGAAGUCAACAAACUCAAUCCUUGGACUCUCUGCAGAGGAAUACAAUGACAGUGCAAAGCCAGCCCAGCCCAGCUUCCACAGAACCACCUGCCAAUGCCCAGCAAGAUUCAGCACAACUCCAUAAUAGCUGGGUGCUUAACAGCAACAUACCGUUGGAGACCAGGCAUUUCUUAUUUAAGCCAGGAUCUGGUACAUCCAGUCUCUAUGGUACUACCAAUCCAAGCUACCCUUUGACCUCCAAUACUGUUUACUCUCCACCUCCAAGACCCCUUCCCAGAAGCACUUUUUCUAGACCUGCCUUCACUUUCAACAAACCUUACAAGUGCUGCAACUGGAAGUGCACAGCUCUGAGUGCGACAGCCAUUACAGUUACUCUUGCUCUUCUUCUAGCCUACGUUAUUGCAGUGCACCUGUUUGGCCUGACCUGGCAGCUGCAGCCAGUACAUGGACAACUCUACGAGAACGGGGGAAGCAAAUCUUUCACUGGGCUGGAAAAUCUGGAUAUCACCUCAUCUCCCCAGGGUGGAAAAGGCUCAAACAAAGAUGACCUGAAAGACAAAGGAGGUCUUGAAGGAAAAACAGUGAAUGUGUUUCAGCGAGGAAGAGCCAUUGACACAGGAGAAGUGGAUAUUGGAAUGCAAGUGAUGCAGACCAUUCCUCCAGGUCUCUUCUGGCGUUUUCAGGUCACUACAGAGCAUCCCCUCUACCUGAAAUUCAAUGUGUCUUUGGCUAAAGAUGCCUUAUUGGGGAUUUAUGGUCGGCGGAACCUUCCACCCACGCAUACUCAGUUUGAUUUUGUGAAACUUUUGGAUGGCAAGCAAUUAAUUAAACCAGAAGCAAAAACUCCAGAGAAGCUAAAGAACACACCUCAGAAUUUGAUUCUGAUGACUCUUCAGGAAGCUGGAUUCAUUGAAUACAUGGAUUCAGGGACUUGGCACUUUGCCUUCUACAAUGAUGGGAAAAAAAUGGAACAGGUCUUUGUGCUAACUUCUGUGAUAGAAUCAAUGGACGAAUGUACCACCAAUUGUAAUGGGAAUGGAGAAUGCAUCUCUGGCCGCUGUCAAUGUUUUCCAGGAUUUGUUGGGCCUGACUGUGCAAGAGACUCCUGCCCUGUCCUGUGUAGUGCGAAUGGUCAGUAUGAGAAAGGUCACUGCUUAUGCCACAAUGAAUGGAAGGGGCCAGAAUGUGAUGUGCCAGGGGAUCAGUGCAUUGAUCCAAGCUGUCAUGGUCAUGGCACAUGUGUCGCAGGGAUAUGCAUCUGUAUUCCCGGCUAUCGUGGAGAAAGUUGUGAAGAAGAAGACUGUUUGGAUCCGACAUGUUCAGGACAUGGUGUGUGUGUGCAGAGUAAAUGCCACUGUGCUGCUGGCUGGGGAGGACUCAAGUGUGAAACUCCAGCACCCAUUUGUCAUGAGCAAUGUUCAGGUCAUGGGACCUUCUUGCCAGAAACAAAUACCUGCAACUGUGACCUCAACUGGACUGGAUCCGACUGCUCAACAGAAAUCUGUGAGGUGGAUUGUGGCGAACAUGGCGUGUGUUUAGGUGGGUUAUGCCACUGUGAGAAAGGGUGGGGUAGCCAAGCCUGUGACCAGCAUGUAUGUCACCCCCGCUGUACAGAGCAUGGAAAAUGUAAGGAUGGCAAGUGUGAGUGCAGUCCUGGCUGGGAGGGAGAGCACUGUACUGUUGAGGGAUGUCCUGGCUUAUGCAAUGGAAAUGGAAGAUGUACACUGGACCAGAAUGGAUGGCACUGUGUCUGCCAAGCAGGUUGGAGUGGGACAGGAUGCAAUGUUGUUAUGGAAAUGAAGUGUGAUGACCACAGAGAUAAUGAUGGAGAUGGUUUAACAGACUGCAUGGACCCAGACUGUUGCAGACAAAGCAUUUGUUACACCGGACAGCUCUGCCAAGGAUCACCUGACCCACUUGAUCUGAUUCAGCAAAGCCAAUUGCCCUUUCCCUUCCAUCCUCCAAGACUCUUCUACGAUAGAAUCAAGUUUCUGGUUGGCAAAGGCAACACACAUGUGCUCCCCAGUGAUGGUCUGUUUGACAGCAACAGUGUCUGUGUUGUUCGAGGGCAAGUGGCAGCAGUGGAUGAAACCCCACUGGUCGGUGUAAACAUCAGCUUUCUGAACCAUGACAAUUAUGGGUACACCAUCAGCCGUCAGGAUGGCAGUUUUGAUCUCGUAGCAAUUGGAGGAAUCUCUGUCACACUAGUCUUCGAGCGUGCUCCCUUCAUCACUGAAAACCGCACUCUCUGGUUGCCAUGGAACAAAUUUGUUGUCAUGGAUAAAGUCAUCAUGAAAAGAGUAAAAUCUAAUCCUCCUCUCUGUGACCUCAGAAGCUUUUCUACUCUGAAUCCAAUUGUACUUCCUUCGCCCCUGACCACGUUUACAGGAUCUUGUCCACAGAGAGGACCGGCCAUCCCGGAAAUACAAGUUGUACAGGAAGAGAUUGCUAUCCCAGCCAGUUUUGUGAAGCUCAGUUACCUCAGCAGCCGUGCUCCUGGAUAUAAAUCAUUACUGAGGAUUAUCAUGACUCAUUCUUCUAUUCCAACUGGAUUAAUCAAGGUUCAUCUUACCAUUGCUAUUGAGGGUCGACUCUUCCAGAAAUGGUUUCCUGCCAGGCCUGACCUGGCUUAUACUUUCACAUGGAACAAAACAGAUGUUUACGGGCAGAAAGUUUCUGGUCUCACUGAAGUAGAGGUUUCAGUGGGUUAUGAAUAUGAAACCUGUCCUGAUUUGAUACUCUGGGAGAAAAGAACAGCAACUCUCCAAGGAUUUGAAAAAGAUGCCUCCAAUCUCGGCGGAUGGUCUCUGGACAAGCAUCAUGUCUUGAACAUACAAAGUGGAAUAUUACACAAAGGGAAUGGAGAGAACCAGUUUAUAUCCCAACAGCCAUUUGUCAUUACAAGUAUCAUGGGAAAUGGUCGUCAACGGAGCGUUGCAUGUCCAAACUGUAACAGUCUGGCAAAGGACAAUAAACUCUAUGCACCAGUUGCACUGGCGUGCGGCCCAGAUGGCAGCAUCUACAUUGGGGACUUCAAUUUCGUACGCCGGAUCUUUCCAUCUGGAAAUGCCAUAAAUAUUUUAGAGCUGAGAAACAGAGACAUGAGGCACAGCCACAGUCCUGCUCAUAAAUACUACCUAGCUGUGAACCCUGUUUCCGGACUGCUUUACCUAUCAGACACCAGCACCAGGAAAGUGUACAGAGUGAAGUCCUUGACUCAAACCAAAGAUCUCUUAAGGAAUUCUCAGGUGGUGGCUGGAACUGGAGAUCAAUGUCUCCCUUUUGAUCAGAACCAUUGUGGAGAUGGGGGGAAAGCAGCUGAAGCCUCUCUCACCAGCCCCAGAGGGAUAGUGGUAGAUAAGUUUGGAUUUAUCUUCUUUGUGGACGGGACCACCAUUCGGAAGGUUGAUCAGAAUGGCAUAAUCACAACGAUAAUUGGUUCCAAUGGUCUAACGUCAACACAACCUCUAAGCUGUGACUCGGUAAUGGAUAUCUCCCAGGUGCGCCUCGAAUGGCCAACUGACCUGGCAGUCAACCCAAUCGAUAAUUCUCUCUACGUGCUUGACAACAACAUUGUGCUACAGGUGUUAGAAACUAGUCAUGUACGAAUCAUUGCAGGCCGGCCUAUCCACUGCCAGGUCCCAGGCAUCAACCAUUACCUCCUGAGCAAGAUGGCCAUUCACUCCACUCUGGAGUCGGCCAGAGCCAUUGCUGUUUCUCACAGUGGGGUACUGUUCAUAGCGGAGACAGACGAGAGGAAGAUCAAUCGGAUACAGCAGGUGACUACCAAUGGGGAGAUCUUCAUUUUUGCCGGCACGUCUACGGAAUGUGACUGCAAGAUUGACCCCAACUGCAACUGCUUCUCAGGUGAUGGUGGCUAUGCCAAGGAUGCCAAACUGAAAACACCGACAGCCUUGGCCAUUUCUCCAGAUGGGACCCUGUACAUCGCAGACCUUGGCAAUAUCCGUAUCCGCGCUGUGACUAAGAAUAAACCCCGUCACAGCCGUUCAAAUGUAUAUGAAGUAGCUUCACCCACAGAUCAGGAGCUGUAUCUCUUUAAUGUUAAUGGGACUCACCUGAACACCUUGAACCUUAUAACAGGAGAUUACAUAUACAACUUCAGUUACAACAGUGAGGGCGACAUCAGCACUAUCUCUGGUAACAAUGGCAACUCACUCCAUAUUCGCCGUGAUGCCAAUGGUACACCCCUCUGGCUCGUGGUUCCAGGGGGUCAGGUGUAUUGGCUAACCAUCAGCAACAAUGGGGCCUUGAAAAAGGUAUCUGCUCAUGGUCAUGACUUAGCAAUGAUGACUUACCAUGGCAACACUGGCCUUUUGGCAACGAAGAACAAUGAAAAUGGAUGGACCACAGUUUAUGAGUAUGACAGUGAUGGUCACCUGACAAAUGUGACAUUUCCGACUGGACAAGUCAGUACUUUUUUUAGUGAGGUGGACAAAUCAGUGCAAGUCCAGGCAAACCUAUCAAACAAAGAGAACUUUGCUGUAACAACCAACUUCUCCGCUACCAGCGCAGCAUAUAUAUUCAAGCAAGAGCAUAUUCAGAAUACUUACUGGGUUGAUCCUGACGGCUCUUUGCAAGUAACCUUUGCCAGUGGAAUGGAACUGACUCUACAGACAGAACCUCACAUUCUGGCUGGAGCUGCAAAUCCAACAAUGGGAAAAUGUAAUAUUUCAUUGCCCGCUGAACACAAUCCUAACAUAGUGGAGUGGAGGCAGAGAAAGGAACAGUCAAGGGGGACUCUUGCAGUCUUUGGAAGGAGGUUUAGGGCUCACAACAGAAAUCUUCUGUCUAUCGACUUUGACCGGGUCACCAGGAUCGGAAAGAUUUACGAUGACCAUCGCAAAUUUACUCUCAAGAUCCAGUACGACAGAUCAGGGCGCCCAGUUCUGUGGAAACCCAGUAACAAUUUCAAUGAGGUCAAUGUCACCUAUUCCCCGAUGGGACUGCUGACAGGUAUUCAACGAGGAACUUGGGUUGAAAGAAUGGAAUAUGAUCAAAGUGGCAGAAUUAUAUCCAGAGUGCUGGCAGAUGGAAAGAUAUGGAGUUACAGUUAUUCAGAAAAGUCUGUGACACUUCUAUUGCACAGCCAGCGAAGAUACAUUUUUGACUAUGAUCAGACUGAUAGACUUUUCUCAGUCACCAUGCCAAGUAUGGUUCGACAUACCAUGCAGACCAUUUGCUCUGUAGGGUAUUACAGGAACAUCUACACACCGCCUGACAACAGUGCCUCCAUCAUACAGGAUUACACAGAGGAUGGGCGCCUGCUGCAGACAUUAUUUCUUGGCACUGGACGAAUGGUGGUCUACAAAUACACUAAACUGUCCAAGUUUUCUGAAAUUCUUUACGACACCACUCAAGUCAAUUUCACCUAUGACGAAGCGGUUGGAGUGAUUAAAACAAUCCAGCUGAUACAUGAAGGGUUCACGUGCACAGUCCGAUUUAGACAAGCAGGCCCACUUGUGGCUCGACAAAUCUUCAGGUUCAGUGAUGAAGACCUUGUUAAUGCUCGAUUUGACUACAGCUAUAAUAACUUCCGAAUUACUAGCAUGCAGGCUAUGAUUAAUGAAACUCCACUGCCCAUUGAUCUUUAUCGACAUGAUGAUGUCUCAGGCCGGUCAGAACAAUUUGGCAAGUUCAGUGUGAUCUACUAUGAUCUCAACCAGAUUAUAACCACCACUGUUAUGACGCACACCAAGAAAUUCAAUGCCAACGGUCAAGUGAGAGAAGUCCAGUUUGAGAUCCUGAGAUCAAUUACAUACUGGAUGACAGUUCAGUACGAUAACAUGGGACGGAUGAUAGUAUGUGAAAUAAGAGUGGGAUCAGAUACCAAUCUCACAAAGCAUUCCUAUGAAUAUGAUGCCGAUGGGCAACUACAAACUGUGUCAAUUAACAACAAACCUCAGUGGCGUUACAAUUACGACUUAAAUGGAAACAUUAACCUGGUGAGCUAUGAAAGUGGUGUUCACCUAACCCCACUGAGGUAUGACCUACGAGAUAGGAUUACCAGGUUUGGAGAAGUCCUGUACAAAAUGGAUGAGGAUGGCUUCCUCCAGCAGAGGGGAGAUACCAUAUUUGACUACAAUUCCAAUGGUCUCCUCAUCAAAGCAUACAGUAAUAAGGAAGGCUGGAGUAUAUUGUACCACUACGAUGGACUCGGAAGGCGUGUGGCCCGCAAAACAAAUGCAGGACAACACCUGCAAUUUUUUUAUGCAGACCUCAUUAACCCAACCAGAAUCACUCAUAUUUAUAACCAUACAAACUCAGAAAUCACAUCACUCUACUACGAUCUUCAGGGUCAUCUCAUUGCUAUGGAGAUCAGCAAUGGUGAAGAGUUUUAUGUAACCUGUGAUAAUACAGGAACUCCCCUAGCUGUGUUCAGUAAUUCUGGACAAGUUAUUAAACAGAUGCAAUACACACCUUAUGGGGAUAUUUACCAAGACUCCAACUCAGAUUUUCAAGUGAUUAUUGGUUUUCAUGGAGGGCUUUAUGAUCCCCUGACCAGGCUCUUGCUUUUAGGCCGUCGUGAUUAUGAUGUUUUGUCUGGCCGUUGGACUACACCAAACUACGAACUCUGGAAAGACUUAAACAACAAUCUAUUUCCAUUCAACCUGUAUUCAUUUAAAAAUAACAACCCGGUCAGCACUGUUCAGGACAUCACACAGUUCACAACAGAUAUUGGGAGCUGGCUGGAACUUUUUGGAUUUCAGUUGCACAAUGUGGUACCUGGAUUCCCUAAGCCUGAAAUGAAUAUCAUGGAAGCAACUUAUGAACUUCUGAAAACUCAAACCAGAACGCAAGACUGGGAUCCCAGUAAGGUUGUAUUAGGCAUACAGUGUGAACUUCAGAAGCAACUCAAAAGCUUCAUCUCUCUGGAACGGCUGCCCCAGACCUCCAUAAGGAGCUACCAGAAAUGCCAAGAUAAACGGCCGAGAUUUGCUGCAGUUCCUUCUGUCUUUGGCAAAGGAGUCAAGUUUGCCAUCAAAGAUGCUAAGGUAACUGCUGACAUCAUCGGGGUUGCCAGUGACGACAGCAGACGCAUAGCCGCCAUCCUCAAUGGUGCUGAUUAUCUGGAAAAUCUCCACUUCACCAUUGAUGGUCGAGAUACGCAUUACUUUGUUAAAUCGGGACCUUUAGAAGAAGACCUGAACAUAAUUGGGAAUACCGGAGGGGGCCGUGUGCUGGAAAAUGGAGUCAAUGUGACUGUCUCUCAGAUGACCUCUGUGGUAAAUAGAAGGACUAGAAGGUUUGCAGAUAUCCAGCUCCAGUAUGGGGCUCUAGGCUUCAACAUCCGCUACGGUGCCACCAUUGAAGAAGAAAGAAUCCAUGUGUUAGAGAUGGCCAGACAGAGAGCUGUAGCCCAAGCCUGGGCAAAGGAACAGCGUAGAGUGCAAGAGGGAGAAGUGGGGGUGAGAGCGUGGACUGACGGAGAGAAGCAACAGCUGCUGAGCAGUGGAAGAGUAUCAGGCUAUGAUGGUUAUUUUGUAUUGCUUGUGGAACAAUAUCCGGAUCUUUCCGACAGUGCCAACAACAUCCAGUUUAUGAGACAGAGUGAAAUAGGAAAGAGGUAACGGUGAAGAAACGCCUGCCUUUCAGUCACCAAAGACUGCCUGUUUUUAAAACAUUUAUUGAUUUGCUGUACUCUUUUCUAGAAUGAUAUUCUGUACAUAUUGUGAUGGAGAAAAAAGUCAAUUUUCAAGCUGCCUUCAAAUGUGAUAAAAUAUGGUAUUUUAAUAAUACCCUUGUUUAGCAUUCCUUUGAGUGGUUGGACACCUGAUCUGGUCCAUAAUCAAUAACAUCAGACAACAGUGCUCAGUCCAGAUCAGACGUAAAUCUAUACUAUAGUUCCAGAAUACACUAGUAGGGGUUGAGUGCAUUCAUUAAAUACUGUACUUUGUCUCUAAUGUACGAUUAGAAAAAGAUGCCAACUGUGUUCUUCAUAACAGUUCAGAAUCGCAUAUCUUCUGUCACAUAAUGAUUGUCCAAGGGUGCGUUGCAUUAUUGGGCUAGAUACGAUAGCUACAGAUGUUUAAUUUUGAUAUUCUUCAUUUUUUAUUUAAUUGUGAAUGGUCUACAAUGCUGUGAACAAAAAGAGUAUGUAUGAUUGGUGUGUAAAGCACAGUACACCUGUUUUAAACUGCUUAUGGUGGUGGGUGCGGUUAAAGCCUGUUGUGCAUUAUUUCCCACAGUAAAACAUAUCUUUAUUGUUCACCAUUAAAACCAGUUAUUUCCUCAUUUAAAUCAAAUUGGUGGUGUAAUUGCUAAAGUAAAGAGCAAUUUGGUUUUCUUUUCUAGGUAUAACCAUACCAGGAAGUAUACAUUAAAGUGUAACUUCUUCACUAACUUUGUGUAAUUAAUUUUAGAAUGUAGUCUGGCGCAACGUCAACACACGUUUACAGUAUGUGAGGGGCAAGCCAGACAAGUUGUUAAUAUUUUUAAUUAUGAUGUAAAAUUCCUGGUAAACAUUAUUAACGCCAGCCAUUGCGACCUGCUAAUUGUUACGUGUUUUCAUGUACUGAGUAUGCAAUCUGCAUUCAAGCAAGAUAUGAUGGAAGUUGGUUCUGGAUUUGUGGAAUCAACUGAUUCUGUAUGGAAGUUUAUA